Haemonchus placei is the source of this 237-nucleotide messenger RNA. The record is from the annotation of a GenBank genome assembly. Lineage: Eukaryota; Metazoa; Nematoda; Chromadorea; Rhabditida; Trichostrongylidae.
GGCCCACCCUGUAUUAAAUGUUUAUUUUUUCUGAGCUUGAACCGUGGCAUUGAUGCUGUCGUAUUCAACUUGCAUCGGAUUUAUGGGCCAAAAAGGAUGGCUAUGAUGAUGGCAGGUUUUGAACUGCUGGCGACCUUCCGGGACGAAUCUCCUGUGCCAGUUCCACUGACAGCAAGCCACUUCAACCUGGGUUGCGAUGGUUUGAAGCAAGAUCUGUUCGUUUUGAGGAAACUUUGA